This is a messenger RNA of Puntigrus tetrazona (Sumatra barb), 3547 nucleotides long. It is a transcript of the gene rh50, whose product is annotated as Rh50-like protein. Lineage: Eukaryota; Metazoa; Chordata; Actinopteri; Cypriniformes; Cyprinidae. Bases 1907 to 3346 code for a protein of 479 amino acids. Gene Ontology annotation, cellular component: plasma membrane. The record is from RefSeq and is a predicted model, not a curated record. Gene Ontology annotation, molecular function: ammonium channel activity. The transcript is spliced from 2 exons. Gene Ontology annotation, biological process: ammonium homeostasis; ammonium transmembrane transport.
UUUAAAUGCAAAGAGUGAUGGCUGCUACGUACACACAAUGUAAAGAUAACUAAUGUGCUGUUUGCGUAGAAGGUGAAACAUCUGAUCGGUGUUGGUUUGAGAUAGUGAAAAUGGCCUUUGCUAACAGGGUUGGCUAUUUACGCUCAGUGUAAACAGAUACUGACUGAAUGCAAUGAGUUAAUAUGCCUAAACAAAUAUAUCUGUAAUGUGCUUGUUCGCUUGACAUUUUAUGAUAUGCUGUUAAGACAAACACAAAGUCAAGAUAAAAGAGUACACAUGCAUAGUUUUACUCAUUUUUUUAAGAUGGCUAUAAUAAAGCAUGCUGUGUUCAGUUUUUUUUAUCAUUGCUGUGGUGUUUGUCAUCCUUUAGUCUUUCAUUUAAAUCUCAGGGUGUUCCUGUUGAUCAAACAGGAUGGCGUUGGCCAAGGUCAUGGGUUUGAUUUCUGGGGACUGCGUGAACUGACUAAAAAUAAUAAUAGGAACGCCAUCUUGGAUAAAGCAAAUGUAAAAGCUGGACUCCAUUUGGACACUUUUCACUUUUCCGGAGUUCUCUGGAGCUCUCAUAGUUGGGUAAACUUUACAUGGAAACUAUAUAUUCUGCAUUUCCUUUUGCCCUAAUGUGAAAAGAAAACAAAAAUGCAUGUAUAAGUAUAAAAAUACAGACAUUCAUGUCAAAUUUGCAAUGGGAAACACCAUUAUAAACAUCACGCAGCAACACUGACUAGUUUUUUGUAGGGAAAGGUAAGUAUACACAAAUUAUGAGUGUUACAAAAAUGUACAUUACAUUUUUAAAAAAUGUAAUAAAAAUACUUUUAAUAACUAUGGAAACGUGUCAUAACAGUCUGUGAAAAGGGCCUAACAUGGACUAAAAUGCUAAAAACGUGUCCCAUAAAUAGAGACCUAAAAAUUAAUAUUACCCCAUAUUUUACUCACCCCAAAGCCAUCCUAGGUGUAUCUUACUUUCUUCUUUUAGAUGAACACAGUCUGAGUUUUUUUAAAAACGUACCCUGGCUCUUCCAAGCUUGGUUAAUGCUGGUAGAUAGCGGACAUUAUUUUGAAGACUUCCAUUUUUUUUCUGUUAGAGCGCCAAGUCCUGGUGAAUUAUUCCUAUCUUAAUCUUGCAUCAGAAUAUAAUCUUAUCUUCACAAUAAUACAGAUAUUGAGGUGCAGUUUGUUCUUAUAGGUCAGCAAAAAAUUUCAAACCACAGUUCAGUGUGCAUAAAAAAGAAAAAAACUACGGCAGAAGAAAAUAUCAGCAGCUACAUUAAAAGAGUGCAUCUAUCUAUCUAUGUAUCUAUCUAUCUAUCUAUCUAUCUAUCUAUCUAUCUAUCUAUCUAUCUAUCUAUCCAAGAUUUAACACAAAAACUGAUUGUACUUUCUGUUGCCUCUCAGGACUUCAUCAUCAAUAACAUCUUUCAAAUGAAACCUCGCUAAAAGAUUCACUUCUGCAUAUUUAAAUGUGCAUGGUUUUGUACUGCAUUAUCAGCACUAUUAGGAAGCAAUAAUAUGAGCCCUUGUUUAAAAUGCAUUGCUCUGAACCCAUUGAGCUUCUAUCAUGACUGUAACUGAUUGUGCCAUAGAUCUUUGCAAUAAACAUGUUAAUGAGUUGCUGUAUGCCUUUAAUCUUCUAUCAGUCUUUUGUAAUAUGAUUUCACCCAAUCUAUAGCAUAACCUUUGUUGAAGUCGAAAAACUGCUGAAUGAAGUAAAAUCCUGAGAAUGGCUAUUACUAAGGACAAAGUGCAAUUGGCUUCCCCUUUGCCUAAAGCAGCAUGUGGAUGAUGUAACUUUGUGGUUUAGCCAAUGGCCAGCAUCCUGCUUAUCAAACUACAGUAGAUAAAAUAAAUAAGUGUCACAGGAAGGGAAAGCCAGGCAGGGCUGCAGGCUGUGUGCUCAGUUACAGCCAAAAUGAAGAAAAAAUCUACCAACCUGCGUGUGCGGCUCCCUGUGCUAAUUUUUGCAUUGGAGGUCAUGAUUGUGGUUCUCUAUGCAAUGUUUGUGACUUACGAAGAUGAUGCUAAUGCACUUUUACAGAACAACAAGACAAGGCCGAUGGAGAACAACCUGUAUCAGAACUAUCCGUUUUUUGCUGACAUCCAGGUGAUGAUAUUUCUCGGAUUCGGCUGCCUUCUGGCCUUUUUCCGGCGCUAUGGUUUUGGUGGAAUGGUGUUUAAUUUCCUAGUGGCCACAUUCACCAUUCAGUGGGCCAUUCUGGUGCAGGGCUUCUUUCAGUUUUACUACGAUGGGAAGAUUCAUCUCGGUGUGCUGAAUCUGAUCAAUGCUGAGUUUGCCUGUGCCGUCGUGCUCAUCUCUUUUGGAGCAGUGUUGGGAAAGACGAGCCCUGUGCAACUCCUGAUCAUGGCUUUGCUGGAGAUCCCUGUGUUUGGUGUCACAGAAUGGGCUGUACUGAAGUACCUGAAGAUCAACGAUGCCGGUGGCUCGAUCCUCAUCCACAUUUUUGCCUGCUACUUCGGCCUGGGUGUCACCUUUGUCCUGUACAGACCCAGCCUAAACGAUGGACACCCAAAAGAGACGACAAGCUACCAAUCGGAUCUGCUCUCUGUAAUAGGAACGCUCUUCCUCUGGGUGUUCUGGCCCUCUUUCAACUCGGCGCUGACCUUCAAAGGUGACGACCAGCACCGAGCCGUUCUCCACACGUUCAUAGGUCUCAGCGCCUCCACCAUCACCGCCUUCGCCCUGUCCAGCAUGCUCAGCAAAAACGGCAAGAUCAGCAUGGCCGAUGUGCAGAACGUAACGCUGGCCGGCGGCGUGACGGUCGGCGCUUCGGUGGACAUGAUGAUUUCGCCCGCCGCGGCUUAUGUGCUGGGCAUCCUGGGAUGCAUUGCGUGCAUGCUGGGGUAUAAAUACUUGAGCCCGUUCUUGGCUCGCCGGCUGCGGUUGCAGGAUCAGUGCGGCAUACACAACCUUCACGGCCUGACGGGACUCAUUUCCAGCUUGGCAGGAAUCUGCGCCAUCCUGCUGGCGACCGAGGAAACGUACGGCCCCAGUCUCUACCAGAUCUUCUCCCAUCGGGCCCCUCCGGAGGGAGACCCUCUGCUGGCGGAGUUGCAGCAAUCGAUCCCGGAUCUGGAAGCGGGUUUGGGUCGGACGGCACAGGAGCAGGCGCUCUUUCAGGUGGCUGCCGUGUGCGGGACUAUUGUGGCGGCGGCUGUGGGAGGUUUGCUGACCGGUGCGGUGCUCAAGCUACCGUAUCUGGCUUCCCCCUGCGAUGAGAAAUGCUUUGAUGAUGAGCUCUUCUUUAAUGUUCCUCCAGAUUACAACUGCGCCAACGGUCCACAGGACACGUGGUCCUACGUUCUCAGAGAAACAAAUAAAACGGCUGAAUGAAUCAAGAAGACUGAGCAUGAGUAAGAGGAAUAAACGUCAGACUGUUGUGUAUUUCAGAACUGAGUACUGUGUAACUUGCUAAAUGUGAUUGUACUUACCCAAAAAAUUGUUUAAUAUUUGAUGGGAUGAGGUUUGUGUACUGUGUAUCAAAAUAUAUAAAGUGUAUGUUUGAUUUUCAUAAAAUAUAUUAUAUUUGAAGAA